AUGUGUGGGUUCUGUCGUGAAGCCAUUUGUACAAAUUUAUGCGUCGAGACUCUUGAAAGGAUCUUGAAUGCUUAUUCGGAGUCGUUAAAGCAAAGUUAUAUAUCCACUCGUGGGGUUGUUGUUUUGGAGUUCGGACUUCAAGCGCGUUCCUUGAAGUCUCGAGAGGAUGACUUGAUCUGCGAAUUGGAAUCGAAAUAUCGCCAAGAUCUGCUAAUUAUUGAAAGGUUCUUUAAUUUUGAAUUGGCAGUGUAGAUUUCAGGUUGUGAAAAUUCGGCUGUAGAUUUUAACCCUCUAUCUGGUGAGAAUGUAUCAUCUUGGCAGUUUCCUGGUGGUGUUUUCGAGAGGGAUUUUGCUGACUCCUCUGAUAAACCUUGUAUCUGCCAAGAAUCAGAAUCGAAUUCUUUUUCUAAAACUGAUUUGGAAAGCUUCGAGAUAUUAGAUUCCUCACAUUCUUCAAACUGUUCUUGCAGUUACUUACCAUCUGACAAGUCGGGAGCACUGCCAACUGAAGCGCAGACACCACUCUUUCCUGAGUCCAGCAUUUCAUCAUGGCUUUCGGACGGUCGUUUGCCUCCAUCGAAAUGCGAGAAAAGCGAUCGAGUUUUCCCUACAUUUGUUGCAAUUCCAAGCUUCUGGCUUUGCGCGGCAAGAGUUGGCAACGAGCGCUUAUUGAAAGCUCCAAGUGACGACGAUUUGGCGACCAAGAUGGCGACUAUGGUAUUGAAACACGAAAAAGAAAAAAGAGCUGAGGUAAGCGAUUUCAGUGGUUUACUGCCCCUCGAUGCCUUCUUCCUUGUUUUGUUGCGUUUUUUGUUUCGCAAUAAGUCUGAUAUUGGAGUGGAUAGCGUUUGCUGCAAACCUGUUAAUGGGGAACCGUUCUACAAGCGUCUUGAUGGCUGCGCAAUUCAAGCGGCGAGCGAGGCCAUACUGAAGUCAACCAAACAAUGUAUUGGAACCUGGAUCGCCUGCCACACUCCUAAGGACGAAAAGAAAUGUAACGCUGAGGCUAACCUUCCGGAUGCUCAUGCCUCCGAAUCCUCUGUGUUGGUCACUCAGUUGCGCAAAAUUGGUGCCACCGACUAUGGCAUGUGGCUCUCCACUAAGAGGCGCAACGAAACGGGCUCG
Messenger RNA from Hydatigera taeniaeformis, 1125 nucleotides. The record is from the annotation of a GenBank genome assembly. NCBI's taxonomy places the organism in Eukaryota, Metazoa, Platyhelminthes, Cestoda, Cyclophyllidea, Taeniidae.